GCUCGGUUUGAGGCAAAAAUCCAUGACCUGCGCGAACAGAUGAUGAAUCACAGCAUGAGUUCUGGGUCCGGCUCCCUGAGGACUAAUCAGAAGAGGUCACUGUAUGUCAGAGCCAUGUUUGACUACGACAAGAGCAAAGAUAGUGGCCUCCCAAGCCAAGGACUCAGCUUUAAGUAUGGAGACAUUCUUCACGUCAUCAAUGCCUCGGACGAUGAAUGGUGGCAGGCGAGAAGGGUCACUCUGGAGGGAGACAGUGAGGAGAUGGGAGUUAUACCCAGCAAGAGGAGAGUUGAAAGAAAGGAGCGUGCACGUUUGAAGACGGUGAAAUUCAACGCAAAACCUGGUGUAAUUGACGCAAAAGGGUCAUUCAAUGACAAGCGUAAAAAGAACUUCAUCUUUUCACGAAAAUUCCCAUUCUACAAGAGCAAGGAGCAGAGUGAGCAGGAAACAAGUGAUGCAGAACAACAUGUUUCUUCUAAUGCCAGCGAUAGUGAAAGUAGCUACAGAGGCCAAGAAGACUGCAUCCUUUCUUAUGAACCUGUCACAAGACAGGAAAUUAAUUACACCAGGCCGGUUAUUAUUCUGGGCCCUAUGAAAGAUCGGAUCAACGAUGAUUUGAUAUCUGAAUUCCCUGAUAAGUUUGGGUCAUGCGUACCACAUACCACACGACCAAAGCGUGACUAUGAAGUGGAUGGGAGAGAUUAUCAUUUUGUCAUUUCAAGAGAGCAAAUGGAAAAAGAUAUCCAAGAGCACAAAUUUAUAGAAGCUGGGCAGUACAAUGAUAAUUUAUACGGAACUAGUGUCCAGUCUGUGAGAUUCGUGGCAGAAAGGGGCAAGCACUGUAUACUCGAUGUGUCAGGAAACGCUAUCAAACGACUACAAGUUGCACAACUCUAUCCCAUCGCUAUCUUCAUUAAGCCUAAAUCGUGGGAGCCUCUGAUGGAAAUGAAUAAACGUCUUACAGAGGAGCAAGCGAAGAAAACCUAUGAUCGAGCAAUUAAAUUAGAACAAGAAUUUGGAGAAUAUUUUACAGCUAUUGUCCAAGGAGAUAGCUUAGAAGAUAUAUAUAAUCAAUGCAAACUUGUAAUUGAAGAACAAUCUGGGCCUUUCAUCUGGAUUCCUUCAAAGGAAAAAUUAUAA
Messenger RNA from Pterocles gutturalis (yellow-throated sandgrouse), 1140 nucleotides. Its product is annotated as disks large homolog 2. The transcript is spliced from 11 exons. The record is from RefSeq and is a predicted model, not a curated record. Gene Ontology annotation, molecular function: protein binding. Gene Ontology annotation, cellular component: neuron projection; postsynaptic density membrane; neuromuscular junction. Bases 40 to 1140 code for a protein of 366 amino acids. Gene Ontology annotation, biological process: chemical synaptic transmission. NCBI's taxonomy places the organism in Eukaryota, Metazoa, Chordata, Aves, Pterocliformes, Pteroclidae.